AUGACCUCAGUAUCCAAAGUCAAAUCGCUCGAUCAUCUCGUCCUGACUGUCAAGGACCUUGACGCCACCAUUCAAUUUUACCAGGAUAUCUGCGGCAUGGAGCACACCUCCUUCGUGACUGAACCCGGCAUCACUCGACAUGCGUUGAAGUUUGGCACUCAGAAGAUCAACCUGCACGAAACUGGAAAAGAGUUUGAGCCAAAAGCGGAGCGUGUCCAGCCCGGGAGUGGUGACCUGUGCUUUCUGGUGGAGGAAGAUGUUGAAGGCGUCCUGGGACGGCUCAAGGAGAGAGGCAUGACCGUCCUGGAAGGUGCUAAGGUGGUUGAAAGGACCGGAGCUCAAGGCAAGCUGCGGAGUGUUUAUCUUCGAGACCCCGAUGGGAACUUGAUUGAGUAA
Messenger RNA from Fonsecaea multimorphosa CBS 102226, 396 nucleotides. RefSeq lists its product as uncharacterized. Bases 1 to 396 code for a protein of 131 amino acids. The transcript has a single exon. The record is from RefSeq and is a predicted model, not a curated record. NCBI's taxonomy places the organism in Eukaryota, Fungi, Ascomycota, Eurotiomycetes, Chaetothyriales, Herpotrichiellaceae.